AUGCACUCCCUCCGCUCCUCCGUCCUGCGUCGCUCGCUCACUCCCUCCCUGCGCUCGUACGCAACCGGUCCCAAACCCUCCUCCACGGACCUCCCCGUCGCACCCCCACACAACUCCCUCCCCUUCGCCGCCCCCUCCGCGUUCGAGGACAAAGACACGACGAAGGGAAGCGGGUUGGGGCAGGUCAAGAUGCCUGAUAUGGAGCGUGUCGAGAGGGGGAGUUUGAGGGCGGAAGAGGAGGUUGGGAGGGUGCCGACCGCCCCCGACACCUACCGCACUUCCUCCUCCUCCCCGGACUCGGACUCGCUCCCCUCCAACCCAAUGCCCUCAAUCUCCACCGCCGCGCAUCCCUCGACUAUGCCAGGUGGUGGACCGAUCUCGAACGUGACGGGCGAAGAUGUGUUGGCUGAUUCGGAGACUUCCUCGAGUGCGGAUGGAGGACAUGGGCAGGGGAAGGGGAAGGACAGCAGGGACCGCCCGCUGAACGAGCAGGAGAAACAGGGACUGUACGUGCUUGCGGGGAUCGUCGUGGGCGGGUUGGGGUUGUCGACCAUCACGGCGCCGAGGAGGAAGCAUGAGUAG
Messenger RNA from Rhodotorula toruloides NP11, 582 nucleotides. RefSeq lists its product as uncharacterized. The transcript has 2 exons. The record is from RefSeq and is a predicted model, not a curated record. Lineage: Eukaryota; Fungi; Basidiomycota; Microbotryomycetes; Sporidiobolales; Sporidiobolaceae. The coding region runs from base 1 to 582 and encodes 193 amino acids.